AUGGCCGCCACCGCCGCAGCCUCCUCUGCUAACAAGCGCAAGCCGUCGUUCUCCGACGAGUCGGACUCGGACUCCGAUUCCCCUUCCUCCCCAUCCAAGAAACACUCCGCCACCUCCACCGCAAAGCAGUCCGCCAGCCAGCAGCUCGUCCCUGUCCCCGGUCAGCCAGAUGCGCCCCUCGUCACAAAGCGCACCCUCCAAAAUAGAAAGGCCCAACGCGAGUUCCGCAAGCGUCGCGAGGCACGCGUGAGGGAACUGGAAGAGCGAUGCCGCCGCUUCGACCAGAUGGGCCUAGAGGCAAACACGGAGCUCCAGCGACUCGCACGCAACCUCAAGGAGGAGAACGAGGCGCUCAAGUCGCUCAUCGCACGUCUCGGAUUCGCCCACAUGAUCCCCGGCGUGCUCGAGUCCGUCAACGCACACGACCAACACCAUCCCCACCAGAUCCAACAUUCGCAACACGCUGCCCGCCACCACCAUCCGCAGUCAUUCGCCCCCCUCGACCUCGGCAUGGAAGCCUGGGCAAGACAGCCCGCACCAGCUUCUUCCAUCUCCGCUCCUUCUCUCCACCAGCCCGGCGCUCCCGUCCCCGCAUCAGCCCUCGACCAAAACAGCGCUGCCACCGCCUCGAUUACCAAGCAGUCCAAGCGAUCCCGCGGCUCCACUUCUGCAACCAACACCUCCGCCUCAGCCGCCACCUCUUCCCUUUCCCACAUGCCGGCAUUCACAGAACUGCUCCCCACCACCGCAGGCAACGUCAACCCCAGCCUGCUCAGCGACACCUCCUCCCACCCUUCCAAGCACUCGCUACCGGGCACCACCGCCGCCAUCGCCAUCCCUGCCACCGACAAAUCCACCACCACCGCUAGGCCCAUCCACGACAAUAGCACCUUUGACAACGAUUGGUUCGCUCAGCUCGCACAGUCCGGUCACGACAAAGACGAAGCCGACAUCAACGACGGCGCUACCAAGCUUGAAAAGUCCACCAAUAGCAAUACGCUCCCCAACGAUCGCACAUCCAUCAACCCCAUCCUCUCCCUCAAUCUCGGCGGCAACAACAACAACAACAACAACAACAACAACAACAACAACAACAACAACAACAACAACAACAACAACAACAACAACAACAACAACAACAACAACAACAACAACAACAACAACAACAACAACAACAACAACAACAACAACGACUCCAAGCCCAACGCAAAGCCAUCCGACGCACUCAACGCCAACUCGGCGCUCACUGGUUCCGCCAUGCUCGGCGCCAACGCACGCGACUUUGGCCUCGGCCUUGCUAGUGCCCUCGGCAUCCCAGCCUCAUCCGCCCCGGGCUCCAACAUCUUCCCCAUGCCCAUGCCCACCCACCAGAACGGCGCUCUGCUCAACCCCAACCCCAUCCCCUUUGCCUUCAACCUCAGCGACAACCAAGCUCCCGGCGACCAGAGCUGGUGGUCGCAGGUCGCAGGAAGCGUGCUCGAGGGCGACGACAGCGUCCUCGACGAAAAAGCGCAGGCAGUCGCACAGGCUACCGGCACCUCGAACAACGGCGCUCCGUCUCCCUUUGACCUCUCUGCCUUCCUCAACGGCGGCCUCACCCCCGGCGGCGGAUUCACCUUCGGAAGCCAGUCCAACAACGACACUGACGAUGCACACGAUCCGCAGAAGAGCAGCUCUGCAAGCAGCGCCACCUUCCCCGACGACGCUGUGAAGCCAAACAACGGCAAGGCUGGCGAGACCCAGUCGUUGACACAAGCAGAGCAUGCACAGAUGUUCCUUCGCCUCCUCGAGGCAAAGAUGGCCAAGCGCGACCCAAGCCCGUACGCCCAACUCGGAUUCCAACCGCCUACGCACCAGCAGCAAUACGCCGCAUCCCACCAAGCUGGUCCCAGCUUCUCCGACGCCAGCUCGUCAUCCUCGGCCUCCUCGUCGUCGAACGACAAGGCCGCAUUCAAGCAAGACGACGACUCGUCGCUCUCGCCAAUCAAUGUCUACUCGCGCCUGGCCCAGCAUCCCGCCUUCCUCUCCACCAACGCGAGCGAACUCGAGGAGCUUGUUGACUCGAUCAGCUCGUCGCAACACCAACGACAGCAGUCGCAGUCGCUCUUCCAGCCGCCUUUCAACAAGCGAAGGUCUUCGCCCGCCAAGCCAGCGCCUGCGCUCUACCCUCCGUCCGCAUCCGGUCUCACCCCGAGCAUCUACGGGCCCAACGGCGCAGCCGCGCUUGCCAGCCGCUCGUCGUCCUCGGCCAGCUCGCAUGGCGGCAAGGACCUCGAGGUGGACGAGAAUGCAGUCACCAAAAUGCUUGGCCUGCUUGACCGCAAGACCUCGCGCGAAGCUGCGACCGCCGGUGGCGGCGGUCUCGGCUUCUGA
Moesziomyces aphidis is the source of this 2373-nucleotide messenger RNA. NCBI's taxonomy places the organism in Eukaryota, Fungi, Basidiomycota, Ustilaginomycetes, Ustilaginales, Ustilaginaceae. The record is from the annotation of a GenBank genome assembly.